Molecule: messenger RNA, 4471 nt
Organism: Caretta caretta (loggerhead turtle)
Lineage: Eukaryota; Metazoa; Chordata; Testudines; Cheloniidae
Gene: MINDY1
Product: MINDY lysine 48 deubiquitinase 1
Biological process (GO): protein K48-linked deubiquitination
Cellular component (GO): cytosol; cell periphery
Molecular function (GO): cysteine-type deubiquitinase activity; K48-linked deubiquitinase activity; cysteine-type carboxypeptidase activity
Source: RefSeq, a predicted model, not a curated record
AAUCUCUUUUCCUUCCCCCUUGGCUGCUGUAAAUCCUCCAACCCAGCAGAUGUCUCUUCUGCAAACACAAAAGCUAGGCCAAGAAACCCACGAGGCUUUUCUUUCCCCAGCAGCCUGGAGUCCUGUCUUUGAUCAAUGCACCCAGGGGGGAGAAAAAAAUAAAAAAUAAAAAACUUCCUAGAGAAGGCAGCAAAGUAGUCUCAGAGAGUUCCAGGGAUGUUUGGGGCACCCCAUGCAGGCAGGAGAGCUUGCAUGCAUCUAUAUGUCCGGGGGAGGAAAGAUACAGGGAUUUAGCACAGUCAUAGUAGAAUCUGGAUUAGUUGCAUUUACAUGAGCACUAAGAGGGGAGGGGACGGGAGAGCAGCGCAGUGCUGACAACAGGACGAGGGUGAGGAAAAGUCGUUCCUUGCCCUGAAGCAGCGUCAGAGUGAAGUCUGCAAAGAAACUUUUACAUGCACCCCCAUGCCAGAAGCAGGUGUGGUUGUUGCUUACCCCCCUCCAGUCGUGUUCAGUGGAAUUGGCUUCCGUGAGAAUUUGUAGAGUCAGGGACGGGAGCGAAAUACGCGACAGAGUCAGACUGCAGCGGAAAGUGAACCGGGAUUGCAGCUGGAGCUGGUUACCAGAGAGGGACCAGCCUGCGUGAUCCGCUCUCUGCCCCGGUGAAUGUACUAAGGACAUUGAGGGGCACUGCGGAAGAGGUUUUGUCUGGGCCAGAUGGAGCCCCGACUUGAGCAGGUGGAUCCCAUGGCCACGAAAGGGGACGAUGUAAACGCAGAAGUCACCAGACCUGAAAUCUGCCAGGCCCCUCUGGGGCUAGAGGAGGACGCUGCUGGCAUGGAGGAUGGAACCCAGGCUGCAGCAGGGCAGGGCCGCAUGCUGAAUGGGCAGGAGCCAGAAAGCCCAAAGGGGAUUGCGGUAACGCACAGCGAGGAGGCUCCUUCUGGGCAGGGCAGCUUGAGCUGCCAACAGGCCGCAUGCCAGGAGCAUGAGGACACCCCAAAGAAGGAUCCGUCCCCGAGAGCAGGGCCCAGUGACAAAACCAAGUGGCUGGAGCGUGGGGAGCCAGAAGGAAGGGCAGACCCCAAAGAGAACCAGCCUCCCCCAAGCGGGAGCAUCCGAGCGGGAGGGGUCACUUCCCCACCGGACGACCCCAUCGCCAGCCCUAGCCCAGGCUCCGCAGAGCAGGCGUCUGAUGCCACCAAGGCCCGGCCCCCAGCCGGCGAGACCGAGCCUGACUUCUAUUGCGUGAAGUGGAUCAGCUGGAAAGGGGAGAGGACACCCAUCAUCACCCAGUGUGAGAACGGGCCCUGCCCACUCCUGGCCAUCAUGAACAUCCUGUUCCUGCAGUGGAAGGUGAAACUCUCCCCCCAGAAGGAAGUGAUCACGUCAGACGAGUUGAUGGCGCAUCUCGGCGACUGCAUCUUAUCCAUCAAACCCCAAGAGAAUUCGGAAGGGCUGCAGCUCAACUUUCAGCAGAACGUCAACGAUGCCAUGAUGGUCUUGCCCAAACUGUCCACGGGGCUUGACGUGAACGUGAGGUUCACGGGCGUCUCCGACUUCGAGUACACCCCGGAGUGCAUCGUCUUUGACCUCCUGAACGUCCCGCUGUACCACGGCUGGCUGGUGGACCCCCAGAGUCCGGAUGCGGCCCAGGCCGUGGGCAAGCUGAGCUACAACCAGCUGGUGGAGAAGAUCAUCACCUGCAAGCACUCGAGCGACCCCAACCUGGUCACCGAAGGCCUGAUCGCCGAGCAGUUCCUGGAGUCCACAGCCACCCAGCUGACCUACCACGGCCUGUGCGAGCUCAUGGCUGCGGUCAAAGAGGGGGAACUAAGUGUCUUCUUCAGAAACAACCACUUCAGCACCAUGAUCAAGCACCAGGGCCACCUGUACCUGCUGGUCACGGACCAGGGCUUCCUGCAGGAGGAGAAGGUGACCUGGGAGAGCCUGCACAACGUGGAUGGGGACAGCUGCUUCUGUGACGCCGAGUUCCACCUGAGCCACACCCUGGGGAAGGAGGCGGCCGGCAGCUCCCCCCAGGAGCAGAGGCAGGUGGACCAGGACUACAUGAUCGCCCUGUCCUUGCAGCAACAGCAGCAGGGCCCCUCUGCCCUGAGCGACCUAGAGCUUGCACGCCAGCUGCAGCAGGAGGAAUACCAGCAUCACCAGCAGCCAGCAGCGCCUCCCGCGCAGGGGAGAGCUCAGCCAGCCGGCCGGCCGGCCGGGGAACGCAGGCACAGACAUAAGCAGGAGUCGGACUGUGUCCUGCUCUAGAGCCGCUCGCCCCCCUGCCUGCUGCUUUCGGACCCCUCGCCCUCCCAUGGUCCUGCCGCGUCACCGUGAAGACUCCCAGACAACAGCCCCGGUGGGGCUCGCCUCGCCUCCGCUUCCCCCGGCCCCCGCCCUCCCCAGCACGGGACCCGCUUCCCGAAGAACCCAGCCCUGGCUCCCGCGCUGCGGGGGUGAAACCUCGUUCCGUGCUGCUGGCAUCUCCCAGGCCUGCGCAUCGCAGCGCGGGAGGGACCGUGCAGGGCGGAGUCCAGCCGGGCUGUGCAUUGGCUGCAGUUUCUCCUCACCCCCGACGCCCUCAGCUGUACCUCAUACCUCUGAGCUCUCCCCAAAGAUACCGAGUGCUCUCCUCUCCCAGAGGCAGAGAGUUCAGUGAUCAGAGCCCGGACUCCUGGGUUCCAGUCCCAGCUCUGGGAGCAGAGUAGGACCUAGAGCUUAGCGGAGGGUGGGGGUGUGAGUAUGAGCCAGGACUCCUGGGUUCUCUUCCCAGCUCUCGGGGGGGAGUGGGAUCAGUGAUUAGAGCUGGUGGGGACUUGGAGCCAGGACUCCUGGGUUCCAUUCCCAGCUCUCACCCUGACUCGCUGUGGGAUGCUGGGGCAAGUUGCUUCCCUACCCUGUUCCUCCUUUUCUCCAUCGGAUAUAGCAGGGGCAGAGGGGAGAAAAGGGGGUGAUGGUACCAGUUCACCCACUCCUUCCUCACAUGCUUUGGGAUCCACAGAUAGAAGCAGCUGUGAUGCUGUGAAAACACAGAGGCUUAUUUAACAGGCACGAAGCAGCAGCUGCCAGCCUCCCUCGAGCGGGGGCAGCUAACCCACCGAGUGUCCCAGGCAGCUGCCCGGUGCCUCUCGUGAAUCCAGUGCAACUAAGGAGCAACGGCCUGUGCAGGGUCUCUGGGGCAGGGGGUGCACUUACAAAGCUGGCGGGACGCCCGUGUGUCCCCCUCCUGCCGGAGGGCCAAGAGAUGCUCUGCAAGGCCUUGACGCAGACAGGAGGAUGCAGAAGGUCCCCAGGGUGCUAGCCAAUGAGUUGCUGCCUCCUUGAUUCGAUUCUCAUGGCUGGGCGAGUGCAGAAUCUGAACAGGCACAUUUCCCCCCUGCCCCCUCCUGUGUAGUCUCCCCUUGGGUGGGCCCGAUCCUGCACUCAGCGGUCCCGCUGGGAAUUCAGCGGGCAAGGCCAUCGGCUCUAAUUAACUAAGGCAGCAUUGGCACGGAGGCAGAGCCAGCGGUGGCUCGGGGGGCGAGUGGAUUGCAGGGGGAGGGGAUCUGUCGGGUCCAAACUCUCUCCAGCCCAAUGACGCGAUCCGAGCUGCAGGAAGUGCGUUUUCAGGGUGCAUUGAAAUAAUUUGCAGAGUAAAGCGCCCAGAGUGUAGGAGCAGGGGGAAGGUUUGGAUGUAAAUUCCCUGCUGGGACAAAGCUUUCCCUUAGCCCUGUCUGCCAUGGCACCGUCCUCCCUCCAGCAGGGAGGGUUUAAACCAGACCCUGUGGAAAACAACCCGAGGCGGGAUGGUGGUUAUCCGACCCCGUUGGCAUCAGCAGCCACCUAGCUGGGUCAGGGGAGGUACUCGGAGCCCCUUCUCCUGCUCGCGAGACGCCGAGUGACACAGGAGCCAGCGGGACUUGCAGCUCGAGUGGGGGGGAGCGCGGUUACGCCGGCUCCCAGGUGACUGCAGGCUGGAUCCCAGUGCUGGCCGGGGCAGAGGGGGUGCUGCCUGCCCCUACGAGAGGCAGGGAGCCCAGCGCCAGGACCGAGAUGCUCGCUGGCUGUUCCAGAUCAGCAGCAGCCGAGCCCACAGGAAUGACAUCUCCUGUUCCUGUCCUUUGCUGGUUUCUUCCCAAUCCCUCUUCCUCUUCCAGACAGCCUCCUCCCCAGAAAAGCUGCAGUGGGGAGGGGCACGUUUAGGACCCAGGAUCAGGGUGGCUCCCAUGGGUUAGUUAACCCUGCCCCGCUCCUCAUCCUGUGACGUCCCCCGCCUCCACCCCAUGGAUUGAAUGGGAUCAGGAUCAAACCUUCAGGACACUAACGAACCUUCUGUGGUAAGCACCUGGGCACUUGCCUUCCCAGGGGGCUGGGCUCUGUCCCCCUGCUCUUACGCUCUCGGGCUUGAGGAGUUUGUCUCUUUUCUACUCUCCGUUAUUUGUAACACUGCCUUAGACGUUUGGAAAUAAAAGUGUCUUUCCCUAGG